Molecule: messenger RNA, 3911 nt
Organism: Amoebophrya sp. A120
Lineage: Eukaryota; Dinophyceae; Syndiniales; Amoebophryaceae
Source: the annotation of a GenBank genome assembly
AAGCGGUGAAGUGAAAGCAAGUAGAUUUUUGCACAAUCUGAUCGAUCGAACUGAAAAUGCAACAAAUGGAAAAAGAUCUCCUCGAAAGCAAAAUUUGCCAUUUGAAAGGAGAGAAGUGAGAGCGAGUCUACAGGCUGAGGGACAGCACUAGACGAUACGUGAGCGAUAACAAGCGAAGUGAUUUGUGUUUGCGCAAAGCAGAUUCACCUUCUCCUUUUCUUCUGACUGCCACCCCAAUGUCACAGAUCCCGUUUUUUCUGCCUACCCUCUAGACCAUUCCAAUUUAUUCCUAUCAAACUUGAGCCAUUCUGUCUACUUUUUUUCAUCUAAGCUGUUUAUUUCCUAUUCUUGCACGCUUACAAAUUGAAAUUAUUUUCCUUGAACUUGAAGAUUAUAUUACUUUUUCUUGCGAUAAUCGUGACAAUUGUGAACUUUUGUUUUGGUCGAUUCGCAAUCGAGGAUAAAGUGUGAAGAAGCUGCGCUAGUACUACAAGGCGGAUAAAAUAACACAAACAGUCCACCUCUUGGCUUUUCUACUAAACUACUAACUCCUUGGAACAAGGAGCUACUGCAUUAGGGUGCGCGACUCUGUUGUGUUUCCGCUUGAUAGCUACAGCAAAGUUUUGCGCAUUUCGAAAGCCUUUUGCACGACGUUAUACGAUUGAGCUCUCUUUUUUUUCUUCCCGUGAGAAAAAAAUUACUUGAAAAGCGACAACUGCAAUACAGAUUCUAACUGCAAUCGAAUAUUACUAAACGCGUUGUAGCUUUUUUUUUGUUUCUUGAGCAACAAACUUUUUGAGUCUGCCCUGUAAAAGUAUCCUCCACAUCAAGAACGAGCGCAUCCGAGGACAUCCAGCAGCAAAAUGGUCCAGCACGACGGUAGUAUUCAGACCGACAGUAAUGUCGGAGGUCCUUGCUUAGUGAAGGAGACAACGAAGCCACAGACAACGACUUCAAGCCCGUGCGGGGGCAAGAUCGUGUCGUCUUCCCACCACCCGUCAACCUCCUCCACCAACAGCUUCAAAAACGUGGUUUUUGACUUUGACUCCACGGUGAUCAAGUCGGAGUCAUUGGAGGUCAUGCUGGAAGUGGUCCUCGCAGAUGAUCCACUGAAGGAGAAAAAAAUGAAGGAAAUCGCGGCCUGGACAGAGAAAGGUAUGAGGGGGGAGUUUUUUGUCAUGCAGAAUGUCAUGUCGGAACCUUGUUUGUCAUGCGCGUUGCCGUGGCAUACUUACUGUAAUGGUACUACACACAUCUGUUCUAUCUCUCACUAUCCACCUAUACUUACAGGUAUGAAUGGGGAGUGUUCGUUCAAAGAAGGGCUGGAGGCAAGACUAAAGAUCGCUUCGCCCACGCUAGCCGAUCUGGAGAAGUUUUGCCAGAAAUACUGCCCGAGCGACUUCUCUGCCGGGAUGGAAGACUUGGUGGCGGAAUUGCACAAGUCGGGGCACUAUGGAUUGCAAAAAUGUCUGGGUCUGGAAGGGAGCAGCUUGUCAUGCUAAAUCCGAAUCAUGCAAAAAUCUGUGCUGCAUGAGUGCCAAAAGCUGUCCACUUUCGUUCGACCAAGUUGGCAGGGAGUUUCUCAUGCAGGACAGGCAUGAUAGAGACCCCACAGACUCUGUCAUGCUAGGUCCCGCAUUCCAGACCUCAAGGGUCAUGGAAAACCUGCAUGACAAGCCUACACUCUUCCAGACCCAGACAUAUUUGCAAUGCAUAGGCACGAGGUUUUCAUCCUGUCCGGGGGAUUUAGGGACCUCAUAUUGCCGUUUGCAAGGUAUGAAAAAAGUGAUUUGUCAUGCUUGUCGGCUCGCAAUGGAGAAGGCAAUCUGUGCUUAAGCAUAUGAUUCAAACAGACGCCCUCUACAACUAUGUGAAGAUUUUGCGAGAGGGGAAUCUUGUGAUGCAGAUUAUGUGUCGUGCUCGUGUACCAACAAAAAACAAAAUCAGGCACUUGCACGUCCCAGACGAGAAUGUGUUCGCAGUGGAGAUAAAUUGGGAUUCCGAGGGCCGCUUUGACAGCUUGAAUGAGACAAACGGCUUCGCUAUGCAUUGCAAAUAUGUCUGGGUCUGGAAGAAUGCAAACUUGCGAUGCGCAUUUCGCAACACAUAAAAAUCUCUCAUGCGCAGGCAGCAAAAGCUGCCCCCUUUCUGUCUCCAAAGUGGGGCAUUUGUCAUGCGGAUUCGGCAUUGCGGGAGCUUGUCGAAGCCUGUCAUGCUAGAGCUUCCAUGCCAGACCUUCUGUGUCAUGCAAAAGUAGCAUGAUUCUUCCAGACCCAGACAUUUUUACAUUUGAUAUUCGCUGUGUCCAAGUUAGACGGCGCUGCGAAGAUACAGCACCGCUUCGCUGACGGUAUAGAAGUUGUACAUACUUACGUUAAUUGCAUAUGCUUUUGUUCUUUAGAUCAAAACUUUAUCGAAAGUUUCGUGAAUUUCACAUUUGACUGUCUUUUACCAUAAGUAGAUGGAUGCAGCCACCUUAAAAACUCCAGGUCGCACCGUCGCGAUUGGCGACGGGUUUACGGACUACAAGCUCUACGAAUCUGGGAUCUGCGCCGAUUUUAUCGCGUAUACCGAGCACGCCGCGCGGGAUAAGGUCAUCGCGGUCGCGCCCAGGUGCGCUCCGGAUGCAGUGACGCUCUGGAAGUACCUCCUGACGAAGCAGUGCGACAGUGGCGUAACAACGCGGGCGAGCACCACGACCGAGUAGGAGAGCUGCAAAUCAUGUUGUCCGCGAUCUAUUUCUCCUGCAGAACGACUUUCUACUUUUUUUGUGCGCUCCCGCUCAAGUUUUAUGAUGUACACCCAAACAACUUCUGUAACUACUUGAAGUGCAUCAAAGUGAACUACUACUCCCUGUAACCAUAGUCCGACCUUCAUCUACUGCUCUUGAAGUUCUAAUAGUACAACAACUUUUGAACAAUCUUAGGAUAAUCCAUUCUGCCGAUAGAACUGUGGACGAUUUUUAUAAGACGGAGCGAGAUCAUGGGUAAAAAAAUCAACAACCUUGUGAUCAUCACAACAUUAUGUGCAUCUUUUGUAGGGAGCCGCCGCGGCGCUGAGACUAACAACAAUCUGAGGAUGAAUCAAUCUUGUGCAACGUUGAUUUUCGUGCAACAGUAUGCAACGAAAAAAGAAAGAUUCAGAUUUUCAUCCUCUAUUGUGUAUGAGUUUCUUGCGCAAGAAUGAACUUGUGAACAAACGCGGCAUCUGACGAUGACCUCUGGGUCAAGAAAGGGCUGCAAGUAUGAGAAAAAUAUGCCGGGGCCGCAGGAGUACACGAGAACUUUUUUAGCUGAUUGUGAAAGUGCGAAAAGAUGAACUUGGAAUGUACACUACUUUUCAUCAAUACUGCCAAGGAAACUACUACACUCCAGAGCUAAUUGUCACCUUCGCACGCUUUGAGCGACGAAGUAGAGAACAGAAUAAAAUCUAGAACUCUAUCAUGCAAGAAAAGGCCGCUUCGUUUAUAGAGAAACGCAAAUGACGAAGCGGCUUUUGGGGAAAUAGUUUUCGUUACAUUAGAGUCCUACUUCUACCUCCACUUUGUACACGAACUGGAAAUAGACUUCCUUGCAAUUUAAUCACCAGCAUCCUAACUACGAAUGCACAGAGCUUUCCACUACUGGCCUUCCUUAUCUUCUGUCGCGAGUUGUUCUCCUCGCUGCGACUAGCGACGGAGCCGAUUGAGGAAUAAGGUCAAAGUUUCUAGGCGAUGAAAAAAUGGGUAUAAUUCUAAUCGACGAUACAGUGUACGAGGACUGAGUACAUGAGAACUUGCAAUGGAGCAAGAAUGAUUUCGGACUAUCAGGAAACCGCAAUUUUUUAGACAUUUGCUACCCCAGCAUCGCGACAAAAUUGAUUAUAUCUACCCGCGAGCUAUAUUGACAAGAAGCAAGAAGCAGGAGAAGAAU